This is a messenger RNA of Symbiodinium natans, 3762 nucleotides long. The record is from the annotation of a GenBank genome assembly. Lineage: Eukaryota; Dinophyceae; Suessiales; Symbiodiniaceae.
AUGGAUGGCCCACUCCGAUUUGCAAACGCCAGUUCAUCAGUCUCAAUGCCGACUUCGGGACCUUUGCAGCUCAUUGACUACCGAUGGGAUGGCCGUUUCAAAUCUUCAGGCAGCUUCCUCGCUUUGGCAGCACCUUUUACCAUUUGGGUCGUGCGUAUGAUGAUGCAUGAAGGUGAGCCCACCAUCGAUUUGCAGAUGUGGCUAGACUUAAGGGCCGCAGCGUGCGAGCAAGGACGUGCUUUGUCCUUGGCAUGGCUGCGAGCACCAGAUGCCAAAUCCACAGGUGUGCUGCUGUUUUCGACUCCAUUCGCCGUGUGCGCCUGCAACACCAAAAUGCCUACAAGACCGCAGGUGGUAGCAUCUUACGACAGGCCUCAGUUGAUAGCAUCAGCGCUACCAGACAGGCUUGUGUCAGUCGAGCUGCAGACUGGCGUCAGCCUGUUUGCUGGUUCUGUCGCAGGAGGAGCCCCGUUGGGUGGCAGGUUUCAAUCCACAACAAGACUACGCGCUCGCGUGAGGACGCGCCCCGUCAGCUGUUGUGAGGUUCUUGGCACUCUCUUGCAAGACAGCUCGUGGAUGAAUGAGACCGAUUGGCGUUUGACACCGGCUGAGUUGCCGAAGGAGGUCGAUGACAAGCAGCUCUGGCCGGCAGCGGCUUGCGCCGAGGCGCCCCCGCAGCUGAAGGACGUAGCCGGGACGGUCCUUCGUCUGGCCACGGCUGCACACGACGAGUUUCGAGCUUUAGCAGCAAUUCUUUGUGGUCUCAGCUCCCGCCGAGGUUCAGGUGGCGAUGUGGCUCCCGCUCGGGUGGCAGCUCAAAUCGAAGACACGCUUCACCGCUUGUGGAGUGGCCCAGCUCGCAGUCCAAUGGUGGCUACUGCGGGCUCAUGUCUCAUGACCUGCUCAGUUCUCGUAGGAGGUGCUCGAGCAGAGGCUCUGGCUCUGGCUGGCAAUGGGCUUGUCAAGCAGGAUCUGCUGCCACUGGGUAUUUUGCUACCCGCUGUUGUACGACAUGCUUCAGAGGCCAAGCCGUCGUAUUUGGGCCUGACGCUGCUGAGCCGGGACACGGCGUGGCCAAUGGCAGUGCAGGCAACGCCUGGGGAGUUCCAUUGGUGUGAUGCCUUUCAGAGCCGCGCACCACUUGUCGAGGCACUUGUGGAGAAGGCUGUCAUUCUCCAAUCUACGAAGCCUACCCGGAGUUCAGGGCUUCCUGAUUGCUCAGCAUCAGCCAUACUGGAGCAGCCUUUCAGUGAAGCCCCGCCUUUGCGCAAAGCUUCACAGGCGUGCCCGCUGCACACCGCCACCGUUCUUCAAUGGCUUGGACUUGGGUCCACGCAGGUGCAGGUGCGUUCCUUCAAGGCCAUCCAGCAGGAGGCGGAGGAAAGCCCGAGCAGCCGCGAAGAAAGUCCUGGACGUGGGGACAGGGAGCCUGUGAUGCUUCCCAGUGGCCUUCUCGUUUAUUGGCGGUGUGCCGAUGGAGAAGGCAAUGUGCUUCGGGACAGCGGUGGCUGUGGCCGAGCAGGGGCGCUCCGCGGCGGAAGCUGGCAAGGACCCUUAAGCCCUGAUGAUCCCAUGGAGCCCACAGAUGAGUGGGGACAAAUGCUGUUGCCCAAUUUCGCCGUGCAGUUGUGCAAUGCUGAGCUGAGCUACUCUGGUUCCAGUGCCAGCGACCGCAAGCAGCUCGCCCUCGUUGGUGGGGAGAGGGCAGGUACAGAUCUGCAGGUGCCUGCGGACAGUGAUGGAAUCGAUGCCAUGCCAGGAUGGACGGUCGAGCUCUGGAUGCGCAGCACACCAUCGAGCCCUAAAGAGGAUCUUCAAAUUGUGCGCCGGGCCCACUCUGGCCAGUACUGGUCAUUGUGCUACCGGCCCAGUCGUCCUGGCUUUGUCAUGGUGGCCUCUGGGCAAACUUCUCCAAUCUUGGAGGGCGCCUGUGAGCCCCUGCCAUCCGGCGAGUGGAUUCAUUUCGCCCUGAGAUCUGACUUGAACUCGUUGGAGGUGUGCUUGGAUGGCCGGAUGGUCGUUAGCUCUGCCAUCUCCUUGCCGUCGGCGCCUCUAGAGGCCAAUAUUUCAUUUGGUCCCGCCGAGUUGGACAUCACUGAGGUCCGGAUAUGGGGUGUCUGCCGUUCUGACAAUGACCUGCUGCACUUUCACCGCCAAUGCCUGGAUACUGUACUGAGCGGAGAGCUUCGAGGUGAAGCAUGGAAGAAGGUUAAGAUUCGUGCCGCCACGGGGGCAACGGGAGCAACGCACCAAGGUGAGACGUCGGGGCUAUGGGGCAUCACAGACAUGCCGAAGCAAGGUGGUCGGAGCCGAAAAGCCGAAGCAGAGGAUGAGCAGGUGCAGAACUCCUGGCCAACCGGCUUUGAAGGUGGCUCUCGGUCACAAGAUUUGUGGCCACAAUUGCCUUUCGCAGAUGCUUCUGGAUUCGAUGCACCGUGGCCGGCGCCUGCUCGAGGUGCAAAAACCCCAGACACACAGGAAGCCACAUCAUGCGCUACAUCAAGUUGGCAGCUGGCGCAGAAGGAGACGCAGGGUUUUGCAUCACCACAGCUGCCAGCAGCUCAACCGGCUGCAUCCCUUACGGUUCCAUGGAGUCAAGCUGCACCACCUUCGGUGGCAUACAAGCCAACUCCUCCUCCUCCCGAGGACUCGGCCCAUCGCACCCGAGAGAUCCCUGCUACAACUCCGCCUGUGGGCCGGCUCAUGCAAGGCAUCCUGGAAAGAAAGAGGGCCGAAGAGGCCAAGAGAAAGACUGUGACUGAAGAUGCGUCGCCCGCGCCGUCCGCGGUUCCCGAGCAAGGGAGCAAACAAAGCAGUGUUCGGUCACCUGAUCUGGCUCCAAGCCGCGGGCAAGCUCCAGCGAGGGGCCCUCGGUCAUCACCUUUGCCGCCUUCACCGCCGCCAGAACCAGCAAGGGCCCAGGCACCAGCGCUGAUGCAGGUGCUGCCGCCUUGGCCUGGGAAGGCGGUGCCUGCGGCGGAUGCCUCGUUGAACGCUGCCGUGGCUGCCCUGGAGCGGCAGGAGUAUUCUUUUGCCGUGGCCGCAUUCAAAAGCUGCAUUCCACAGCUGCUCAAGUCAGGCAUCAUGGCUUCAGCACCAGCUGUUCGUCCGCGCGUUCAGGCGGCAGUAAACUAUAUGAACGUGUGCCAGCUGCUGCAGCACAUCCAGGAAAAGCAAGAAGCAGUCACGAAGGCACCGGGCGACGCCCUGGUCAAGCACGAGCUGUGCCAGAGCUGGGAAUGCGUACUUCGCCUUGCGAAGGCACCGCGUCACACUAUCCGGUUCAUCAUCCACGCCAUGGCAAGCUUGUUCCACUUUGCGCGUGGCGCUGGAGGGUGGGCUGCCGCGCAUCACCUGGCACAGGUGUUGCUCCAUCACCAUGACGCCUUUCUGGAUGGUGCAGAGCGCAAGCAGGUGAUGCACGUUCUGACGACCACACGGCAUGGGCGCUUGUCUGGGUGUUUGGGAACCGAGAUGACCAACGCGUGUCCUGUGUGCAGAGCCCCCGCAGACUUCCUUGCACCGGCCUGUGACAGCUGCCAUGCUGUGUUUGGAGUCGAUUUCCAGAAGCUCACCAUUUGUGAUGUACGGAAAGCCACGACUUGCACAGUGUGCAAAGCAACUUUCGGACAAGGCGAUUCGGUGCCUGUGCAGAAUGAACGUAGAAGGCAAGCGGGGCUGACUCAACCAAUCAAGUCCACUUUGUGUCCAGCAUGCGCCGUCGGGGAGCUCUACAAAAUUCAUUCUACUGCAUCGUUUUAG